CGGGCGAGAGCGCGCAGUCACCGGGGGCCGGGCCAGCGCGGGCGUCCUAGCCCUCGUCCUCGUCCUAGCCCUCGUCCUCGCGGAGGCCGGAGCCCGGGUCGCAUCCUCCGCUGCUUCCGAGACUCCCAUCCCCGCGAGCUCUUCAUGCUGCCCGCCUGAAAGGAAGACAUGGGCACCGGGGAUUGUAUCUGCAUUUCCAUGAGCGGAGGGGCCCCCUGGGGCUUCCGCCUGCAAGGUGGCCGCGAGCAGAAGCAGCCCUUACAAGUCGCCAAGAUUCGAAGCCAGAGCAAAGCCUCUGGGUCUGGACUGUGUGAAGGGGAUGAAGUGGUGUCUAUCAACGGCAACCUGUGCGCAGACCUCACCUACCCGGAAGUCAUCAAACUCAUGGAGAGCAUCACAGACUCCCUCCAGAUGCUCAUCAAAAGACCAUCCAGAGAAAUAAGUGAGGCUGUGGUCUCUGAAACUGAAAACACAAACCAUGAGCACCUCAGUCCUGAGGAGUGUGUGGAAAGAACCACCCUGCAGAUUCGCCCAGCCCCAGAGACCCACUACAGAGAGUUCUCUAUCGCCCCUGAUGAGAGCCAAGCUCCUCUAGCUGAGGACCAAAGAAGUGGCUCCGAUGAUGUAGGCAGUACAAAAGAAGAAGCAGGCCCAAGCUAUCAAAGGGCUCCCCAAACGUUCAACUCCCAAGAACGAUCCUUGACAAAAGAGGUCAUCGUCAGAGAAAAGGCAGAAGCAGGGCAGCAGGGCACCGUGGUGGAGUUACAACUGUCCCUUUCCCAGGAUAGACACAGGGACACCAGCGGCCCUGCUGUGGCUCUCCUGGGAGCUGAGACGCCUGCGUCUCCUGACCCUGACCCAGGCCCUAGCCUGCAGCACCAGGGGGCUUUCCUCAUAAAUUCUGCCCCUGCUGAUGAGAAAGCGAAUGCUGCUCUGAGGUCCAGCAAGACACUUCAGGUCUCCAGCAGCAGGCAGCUGAGAGUGACCCGAGGGAGUGGAGCGGCAGCCGCGGGGCUGCCCCAGGUGGAAGUGAUCCUCGACUGCUCUGACAAGCAGAAGACUGAAGAGUGCAGGCUACAGGCAGGCAAGGGGUGUGUGGCUGCUCCAGGGGAAGGAGGGCAGUCGGAAGCACCUCCUUCUCUGGUCUCCUUUGCCGUCUCAUCAGAAGGCACAGAGCAGGGGGAAGAUCCACGCUGGGAGAAGGUUCACAGCAGACCACACAAGCACAGAGCGCGGCACGCACGGCUCAGGAGGAGUGAAAGCCUGUCAGAAAAGCAGGUGAAAGAAGCGAAAUCUAAAUGUAAAAGUAUUGCCCUCCUGCUCACCGAUGCCCCCAACCCCAACUCCAAGGGGGUGUUGAUGUUUAAGAAGCGCCGGAGGAGGGCCAGGAAGUACACCCUCAUCAGCUACGGUACCGGCGAGCUUGAGCGAGAGGCAGACGAGGAGGAGGAGGAGGAGGAAGGUGACAAAGAGGACCCAUGUGAAGUGGCCUUUCUUGGCACGAGUGAGUCAGAAGUAGAUGAAGAGUUGCUGUCCGACGCUGACGACAACGCCCAAGUAGUGAACUUUGAUUGGGAUUCUGGACUGGUGGACAUUGAGAAGAAACUGAGCAGAGAGGACAAGAUGGAGAUGUUGCCAGACACCACAGGAAAAGGGGCCCUCAUGUUUGCCAAGAGGAGGGAGAGAAUGGAUCAGAUCACCGCGCAGAAAGAAGAGGAGGGGGUGCUUGGAACUCCAGGCAGAGAUGCAAACCUUGCCCAGACAGAUGGCAUGAGAACCACGGCGUCUUACCAAAGAAAGGAAGAGGAAUCAGUGAGAACGCAGACCUCUGUGAGCAGAAGCUACAUCCAGAUGGGUCAUAGUCUUUGCCAGGUGCCCCAACAGAAUGGCUUCAGUGGCGGGUCAGAGGCAGCAGAGGCCCAGAAGUCUGUCCCUAUGAACAGAACGGCCAAGCCUUUCCCAGGCUCUGCAAACCAGCCAGCUCCUCCCUUCUCCCCAACCCACAACAUCUCAAGUCCCAUCUCUGACUUUCCUGCUCCUCCACCAUAUUCUGCGAUCACUCCUCCACCAGAAGGCUUCUCCAGAGGGGUAACAAGUCCCAUCACUGGCCCAGCACAGCCCCCUCCAUGGCCGCAGCCAGCUCCAUGGUCCCAGCCAGCCUUUUAUGACACAUCUGAGAGAAUAGCAUCUCGGGAUGAGAGGAUUGCAGUGCCAGCAAAAAGAACAGGGAUACUGCAGGAAGCCAAAAGGAGAAGCACCACGAAACCUAUGUUCACAUUUAAGGAGCCCAAAGUAAGCCCGAAUCCUGAACUCUUGUCACUGCUUCAAAAUUCAGAAGGUAAACGAGGCACCGGAGCUGGUGGCGACUCCGGACCUGAAGAAGACUACCUCAGCUUAGGUGCAGAGGCUUGUAAUUUCAUGCAGAGCUCCUCUGCUAAGCAAAAGACCCCACCUCCUGUUGCUCCAAAACCUGCAGUCAAGUCCUCAUCCUCCCAACCAGUUACCCCGAUUUCUCCAGUGUGGUCUCCAGGAGUGGCUGCCGCCCAACCUCCUGCCUUCCCUGCAUCAAAUCCAUCCCAGGGCACAGUGGUGUCUUCCAUCAAAAUAGCCCAGCCUUCUUGCCCUCCUGCUCGUCCCGCAAGUGCACUGAACCUGUCUGGUACCUUCAAAGGACAACAGGCAGCAGGAGCCAGUCAGAAUUACAGCCCCAAGCCAACAGCACCAGCACCAACAGUCAAUGCCGCUCACACCAGGGCAGUGGGACCAUCCAAUGAGCUUCCCGGAAUGAGCGGGAGAGGAGCGCAGCUUUUCGCAAAGAGGCAGUCAAGGAUGGAGAAGUAUGUGGUGGAUUCUGACACAGUGCAGACCCAUGCUGCCCGCGCUCAGUCUCCUACGCCAUCCCUACCCGCCAGCUGGAAGUACUCCUCCAAUGUCCGAGCACCUCCCCCUGUGGCCUACAAUCCCAUCCACUCUCCCUCCUACCCACUGGCUGCCAUCAAGCCCCAGUCCUCAGGCCCACAGGCCUCCAAAGUGAGCAAGAAAAAGGUCAAGAAGCCUCUCAACGCCUUGGAUGUCAUGAAGCACCAGCCGUAUCAGCUCAACGCGUCCCUGUUUACUUUCCAACCUCCGGAUGCGAGGGACAGCCUGCCCCCUAAAUCAGCAGUCAAGAUCAGUUCAGCCUCAGCUGUGAAGCAAGCGCUGCCGUCCAGGCCAGUGAACGCCACCUCGCCCACGAAUGUGCAGGCUUCCUCGGUUUACUCGGUGCCGGCCUACACCUCUCAGCCCACCUUCUUUGGGGAGGCCACCUCCCCCGCCAGCGCGUCUCCAGUGCCCAUGAGCGUUCCCACCUCUCCAAAGCAAGAACCUGCCUCGUCAUCUUAUUUUGUGGCACCAAGACCGAAGUUCUCAGCCAAGAAGAGUGGCAUCACAAUCCAGGUGUGGAAACCAUCUGCGGCGGAAGAGUAACCCUGUAGCUGAAACCGAGUGUUCACCUUGCUUGAAAUGAAUUGUUUGCAGUGUCACUUGAGUCCCCGAGAAUGGCUAGCAAAUCCUCAACUUACUUAAUUUCAGAUGUGUCACUUCCCAAUCUGGGUCCAAGGAGCACAGUAUUUUUAAUGAGUCAAAUAUUCAACUCAGAUUGACUUUAAACAUAUUUAUCUUCUUUGCACACUUGAAUAAUCCAGGAGUAUACCAAAAGACAUGUGCCAUUGCAUUAAGUAAGCAGGAUACUUAGGACUUAUGCUUUAGCCACAAGAAAGGCAGUAAUUAGUGCUAUCAAACAUUAGGACACAGCAUUUAUGUAACGUAUCAGCUGUGCUCCCAUGACGAAGGUUCAAAUGCAGUGGAAAUACGUGUCUUGACUGAGCUUUCACUUCUAAAUCAAGCUUUGUCUCUAUUACUAGUGUUAAGGGAAUAAGAAAUCUAGAGCGGGAAGGAUCAACUCUGGUCUGUCAACCACAGGCAACUGUGGACAUCACAGAGAAGAAAAGGUUUUGCUGGGGAUUGUUGGUGUAAGCAGUGGAUUAAACAUGAGGCUCUUAGGAAUUACUGAGCACUUACUGUGUUAGGCUUUCUUUUUUUGCCAGAUAUUCUUACAUGUCAGAAGACAUAUUUAAAGUAAACAGGAUAUGCAAGAAGGAUAAUGAUCCUAGAGAUAAUGAUCCCAUCCUUCCUCCCUCCCCAGGUACUUAAGAAAAUAAGUGAGCACUUUGUAUCACCUUUGCCCAUGAAAGCAUUAAUCUGUUUUCUUCAGUGAAGGCAAGCAGUAGAGUACAGAAUAACGAAACAUGUGGGUGGAGGGUGCACACAGAGGUAUGCAGGGCUGUUGUUUUCCCUUCAGAAGCCACACUCCUGGGACCUGGAGGGUUACUGACUGCAGGAGCUGAUGGGGAAGCAGGAGGAACCCCGAGUGCACAGACUGUAGGGUGAGAAUGCAAAAUUAUUAACAUCCUAUCUGAAUGACCUCACAGAUUUUCUUCCUGUGUUCGUGUUGCUCUUUGGCAAAUGCUCCGCCCACCACUCCCUGCAAUAUUAUUCUUGCACCUUUCCUCUAUUACUUAUAUUUGAUGGACCAGGAUAAUUCAGGCAAGGUUACCUUGUAAAUUUGGACUGGUCACAUGCUAUGUCAUCAUCCAGCUGGCUAUGAAGUUAAUAAUGUUACUGAAAGUAAACCUGAAGACCUUUCUCAUAUCUAUUUUAAGUCUGAGUGUGACCAACCAUGGAAAAUAUUUAACAUGAAUUAAUGUAGAGAACUACAAAGCAUUUAUGACAGCUUCAAGGAGAACCAUCUACUCUUUGCAGGAGAUAUGUUUAGAGGCCUCCUAGAAAAACUUGUGUGGUUUGAGGGUACACAGUGUCAUUUUAAUCCUCUGAAAAUAUCUGUAUUCCUGUACUUUCUCUGCUGUCACUGUCAAUCUGCUAUGUCUUUCUCUAUCCUAUUAAAAUAUUACUUUCUUCUUUACCUGUU
Octodon degus (degu) is the source of this 4966-nucleotide messenger RNA. RefSeq names its product synaptopodin 2 (gene Synpo2). The record is from RefSeq and is a predicted model, not a curated record. The transcript has 4 exons. Lineage: Eukaryota; Metazoa; Chordata; Mammalia; Rodentia; Octodontidae. Gene Ontology annotation, biological process: positive regulation of actin filament bundle assembly. Gene Ontology annotation, cellular component: actin cytoskeleton; nucleus; stress fiber. The coding region runs from base 169 to 3465 and encodes 1098 amino acids. Gene Ontology annotation, molecular function: actin binding.